AUGGAAAUCGAAGAAAAUAAUGAAGAGGAAGAAAAAGAAAAGGUUAGCAAAAGUGGUAUUCAACAAGAUGAGGAAAACAAAAUUAAAAUUUUAGAAAAAUCGAAAGCAAAUGAAAAUGAUAUAAAUAAUUAUGACAAAUCGAUAAGCCAACUUCAACCCGACGUAUCCUAUGCCAAUAAAUUGGAGCAUCAUCAUGAGGGUGACAAGCAGAAUGACAACCAGAGUGGCAAAAGUUGUAACGCGUGCGAGUUUUGCGAAGAUGUUUGCUCAUUAGAAUUUUGUAAAAGUUGUGAAGUAAAACGAAAAGAAUUAUAUAAUAAAUAUAAAAGAUACAAUUUAGAAAUAUAUCAAAAUAAAUUAAACCGUUCUAUUAUUUUGAAUGCAAGGGUACAUAAAAAUAUUUUAGCCAAUGAAUAUAGAAAAAUGAAAGAAGUUCGAGAUUUAAGUAAAUCAAGUGAAAGUGUCCAUACUUUUGAUAGUGAAUCAAAAUGUAAGGAAAAAGAAAAGGAAGACAGUCAAUCGGAUGAUAACAAAAAUUGUGAAAAUUCAAAAAAUGAAAAUAGUGAUGAAAAAAAAAAAAAAAAAAAAUUAUUAUAUUAUAGUUAUAUAAAAUAUAAAAAAAAUUUUACAUAUUGUGAAAUAAAAAGACAUUGUAAUAUAGACGAUUGUUGGCUUGUAGCAAAUGGGAAUGUAUAUGAUGUAACAAAUUUUAUUGAAGAACAUCCAGGGGGUAUAAAUUGUAUAUUAAAUAAAGCAACUAAUGAUGUAAGUAGUGAUUAUUCCUUUCAUUCAAAAUAUGCACAAACAGCUGUUUGGAAUCCUUUGAAAAUUGGACGUGUUACAUCAUGCUCCAAAGAAUUUGUAGAAGAUAAAAGUGCAAGUAAUUGUAUUUUUAUGUAA
This is a messenger RNA of Plasmodium vinckei vinckei, 900 nucleotides long. RefSeq names its product conserved Plasmodium protein, unknown function. Gene Ontology annotation, cellular component: intracellular membrane-bounded organelle; membrane. The transcript has a single exon. The coding region runs from base 1 to 900 and encodes 299 amino acids. Gene Ontology annotation, molecular function: heme binding. NCBI's taxonomy places the organism in Eukaryota, Apicomplexa, Aconoidasida, Haemosporida, Plasmodiidae. The record is from RefSeq and is a predicted model, not a curated record.